AGGUGAUAAGUGCUUGGCAUAUCUGAAAUUCUAUAAAAGAGUGCCACCACAAUCUGUAGUUUGUCAGUCGUCAAACAAACUCGGAGCAGCAGUCGUCAGUGCUAACAAAUAAUUUCGCCUAUUUAAGAGUUUCGAACACCCAAUUAUGUCCACAAACAAGCUCUACAAAGUGCUGAUCGCGCAUACCGAUGUUCCCCCCGAGGGCAUUGAAAUCUUGAAGGAGACAUGCGAGGUCCUUCAGGUGACGAGUGAGCCCCCUCAAAACCGGGCUGAGAUUCUGGAGAAGAUCAAGGGCGUGCAUGCGGCCAUUUGGGGCGGUCGAGACAUCCUUAAUGCCGAGACUCUAGAUGCCGCCGGUCCGCAAUUGAAAGCCGUGUCCACCAUGUCCUCGGGCAUCAACAAUGUCGAUGUGCCGGAGCUCAAGAAGAGGGGCAUUCCCUUGGGAAGCACUCCUGCGAUGCUGACAGUGGCGGUUGCCGAUUUAACUGUGGGUUUACUAAUCGCCGCAGCUCGGAGAUUUCAAGAGGGCCGAAGGAAGAUCGACAGUGACAACUGGGACAAGGACCACCUGGACUGGAUGCUGGGCCAGGACAUUCGAGACUCCACCGUGGGUUUCUACGGCUUUGGAGGCAUUGGCCAGGCGGUGGCCAAGCGUUUGUCCGGAUUCGAUAUCGACCGUGUGCUGUACACCACCCGGAAUCGUGUUAGUGAGGAGAUCGAGAGGAAGUUUAAGGCCAGUAAGGUGGAUUUUGAUACCCUCUUGGCGGAAAGUGAUUUCCUGGUCAUUGCUUCGCCGCUUAACAAGGACACUCAGGGCUUGUUCAAUGCCAGUGCAUUUAAUAAAAUGAAGAAAACAGCUGUGCUGGUCAAUGUCGGAAGGGGCAAAAUUGUCAACCAGGAUGACCUUUACGAAGCCUUGAAAUCGAAGCGGAUCUUUGCAGCUGGCUUGGAUGUCAUGGAUCCUGAGCCUCUCCCAUCCAAAGACAAAUUACUGGCGCUAGACAAUGUUGUGGUCACUCCGCAUGUGGGCUAUGCUACCAGGAGAACGCGUAUCGAUGCUGCCACCUUGGCAUCUCAAAAUGUGCUUCGAGGAUUGGCUGGUGAGCCCAUGCCGUCACCCGCCUACUAAAAAGGAUCAGACUAUGUAAUAUGUUUCAAUAAGUUCCUAAAAAUUAAAAAUACUUUAAGAAAGUUUAAAAA
Messenger RNA from Drosophila biarmipes, 1200 nucleotides. RefSeq names its product glyoxylate reductase/hydroxypyruvate reductase. Gene Ontology annotation, molecular function: hydroxypyruvate reductase [NAD(P)H] activity; NAD binding; hydroxypyruvate reductase (NADH) activity. The transcript has 5 exons. The coding region runs from base 146 to 1129 and encodes 327 amino acids. NCBI's taxonomy places the organism in Eukaryota, Metazoa, Arthropoda, Insecta, Diptera, Drosophilidae. Gene Ontology annotation, cellular component: cytosol. The record is from RefSeq and is a predicted model, not a curated record.